AUGGCUACAACGUCACAAUAUGUUGAAGAAAAGGAGAUAAACUACUUGGAGAUAAUUUCGACGUCGGUUUUUGUGGGGAUCGGGCUGAUCACGAUCGUCGUUUACGCAAGGAUACUCGUCUACCAUUGGCGCAACGGGUUCAAGACGCACUUUCAGAAGAUUUUGAUCGUUUUUGUGGCAAAUACAGGACCAAUCCCUCUUCUUCUGAGGAUAUCUUACGCUUUUGCGUUCAAGUAUCAGGUCCUCGGUACGCUUUUGGUGGCCCUGAAUCGGGCAAGUGCCAUCGCCAAGCCCCAGGUUUAUGAUAAGGAGCUCUACUCGCUCGCCUUCAUCCCGCUUUGCACAUUUAUCGUGGUCCUUACGCUUUUUGUGAAUCUGUACACUGGGAUACGUCUUUACACUUAUGGUCGGACCGCAACGCGUAGCCAACGGCUGAGCAGGCAGGAGAAUACUUUCCACAUGACGACGAUGGCACAGUUUUUGGUGCAGAUGCUGAACGCCAUCGACUCGGUGAUCACCGCCACGCAGGACAUGGACGCGUACUGGUUCUUCUUUCACUUCGCACCCGUCUUCAGUGAUGUGUCGAAUUUUUUGCCAAUCUGGUUCCUGCUCGUCGUCUCCCCGGACACGCGUAACAUCGUGCGUUACGGCUCGGCCGGCGGGCCCACCAGGGCAAAAAGCCCAGUUUUCUUGCAUGCGCCCAGGUUUCUCCUCGCCCUCUCCGACGAGACGAGAAAGAUGGUCUUCCGACAUAACCGAGAAGAUAGCAAAGAAACGACCAUCUCAAUCGCCACUGUCAAAUCGCACGCCGGCAACCGGAAAUUC
Messenger RNA from Mesorhabditis spiculigera, 825 nucleotides. The record is from the annotation of a GenBank genome assembly. Lineage: Eukaryota; Metazoa; Nematoda; Chromadorea; Rhabditida; Rhabditidae.